AGCAGCGGCCGCAGCAGCGCAGCCGGGGAGCGCCGCUCGCUCUCCGUUCCUCCUCCGGCGGGGAGCCUUCAGCAGCGCCCGCGGGGCUCCGUCGUCUGCCUCUCCGGCGGUGGCUUAUGAAAGGCGCGGGCGGCGGCGGCGGCGCUUUCUGCCUCGACUCCCGGUCCGAGCGCGCUCGGCUCCCGCGCCGCCUCUGCCCUCGGCCGGUUCGGCAGCCCAGCAGGCUGGGGGCGGCUCCGGCCAUGUCCCACGUCCGCCUCUCGAAUGGCAGCCCGACGCUGGAGCGGAUGGAAGCCCGGCAGGCGGACUACCCCAAGCCCUCUGCCUGCCGGAACCUCUUCGGCCCGGUGGAUCACGACGAGCUGGCCCGCGAGCUGGAGCGGCAGCACCGCGACCUGGCCGAAGCCAGCCGGAGGAAGUGGAACUUCGACUUCCAGCGCCACCAGCCCCUCGACGGCAGGUACGAGUGGCAAGCCGUGGCCCACGACGCCCUGCCUGACUUCUACACCCGGCCGCCGCGGCUCAGCGGAGCCCUAGCCAAGCCCGACGGCCGCCGCCGCUCGCAGGGACGCGCCCCGGAGGAGCCGCCGAGGAGCGCCGCGUCUGAAGCCCCGAGGGAGCCGGCAGCCCAGGGCGCCGGGUCCAGGAAGCGACCUGCCGCCGAACCCGACGAUUCCUCUCAUCAAAACAAAAGAGGCAACACAACAGAGGUAAUUUCAGAAGAUUCUCCCAGCAACUACUCAGUGGAACAAACGCCCAAGAAAUCCAGCCCGAGACGGCAUCAGACGUAGAUUGUUUAUCUGAAUUAAGAACAUUCAUUUCCUUGUUCUUUGGAGGCAUUGGGUUUGUGAAGCAAGGACGAUGCAAAGUUCAUACAUGAAAGAAAAAGAAAACAUAUCAUUGAUCCUCCAUGGGAUGGAGAACUCUUACAAGCACUGAAACAAAUCACAUCUAACACUAAAGCCAGGCACUCUUAAAAGAUCUGCCUCUUAAAGCCUUGGAUGUAGCAUUUUGCAAUUAGGAGUUUCCUUAUUUGCUUCAUUGUACUACCUGUGUAUAUAGUUUUUACUGUAUGUAGCACAUAAACCUCCUUCUGCUUCUCUCUCUCUCUCUUGGUUCUGGGAAGGUUUGGGAAUGGUAAAAGGUAAUGGGUUUGAAAUGGGCUUCCCAAAUCCAGCAAGCAGAGGAUUUGUAUGGAGAGAAGCAGCCUGCAUUUUUAAGGCUUCUUAAGGAUGUAUUGUCACUUUCUCAAAGGAGUCCAGAACCUUUAAAAACAAAAUAUCAAGAGUGUUAACAUGGGCUACAGCAGAACAAGAGGCUCUGCUGAUGAAAUUUCUACUUGUUAAGGGCACAUUCCUGCAGCGAAUUUCCUGCACCCCCCACCCCCACCCCCCGAAAUGAAUGUGAGUGUGAAAGAGCGCACUGGUUGGUGGCAAGAGGAGAACAUUGUAGGGGAUCGUGUCCUAAACUUGUAAGCAGGAACUCUUGUUUCCAUUAUGUAGCAGAAUGAAGGGCUUUUUCUGGGGCCCUUUAAAAGGCCUUACUUAAUGUGUUUGCUAUCUAUAAUACUUUACAUAAUUUCAAAAAUAAUUUAAAAUUCAUGAUUGGAAUGGAGAGGAAAUUAAGAGAACCCCAAACUUCAUUUUCCUUCCUCUUGCUCACUUCUCUGAUAUCCACAGGUGGGUAAACAAAAAAAAUUACUACAUCUUUAAACAGUAUUUUUAAAUUUCUUGUAUGUUUAAAAAAAUUAAUUUUUGAAAUGUACCUGUGUACAUAACUUUGUAAAGACACUGAGAAAAUUAUACUAACUUAUUUAUGUUAAAAGAUUUUUUAAAAAUCUAGAAUAAGAUAUUUUUCCCAUAAAGCCAAAGUGGCAGUGUGUUUUUUUUAAAAAAAUGCAUUUGUAAAUGCUCUAUUUGGUAGGGUUUUGUUUUAGUUUUCGUUUGGAGGAGGGGAUUUGUUAAUAUGGCUGUCCUUAAGUGAUUGCAGACUGAGCCAAGUUUAAUAUUUUUUUAUAAUGUGUGAAAACAGUUGCCAAUUGAUAUUGUUUUACAUCAAGCAAUCAAUAAAGAAAACUGCCAUAUAUAAAUAUAUAUAUAUAUAUAAUGACACUGCAGUUGCGUGUUUCAUAAAUCCUGGAACUGGGGUGGGGGGAGUCUGUCCGCCUCCCAGAUACAUACAUCAAGUCUUCCUCUUUUUCCUUCUCCUGCACAACAGGAAAAUCUGUUUGCCUAUUUGCUUUCUCUUCCUGAGAGAGGGACUGUUGAAAAGCUGAGAGAAAGGGUAGAAUACGUUUGGGGAGCUUGCAACUUUUUACCUGGGAAAGAGACCCCCAACCGCACCUUGCCCCCUAGAAAUGUAUGAAGGAAACAGAACUGAUUUAAAGUCCUCAGCAGUCACUACAUCAAGCCACACCCUCAUUGGAGAUCCAUUGGUGCCCACUUAGCAAAUGGCCCAGUUCUCUCAAAAGGAAAGCACACAUGCCCUGCUUAACAUGCCUAGAAGAAUCAAAGUUAAGGAUAAAUGUGAGGCUCAAAAUAAGCAACAGUUGCAAUUUACUCCAGAUACUUCUCUAGCAGGAAUAGACGACUCUUACUUAAAUUUCCAGACCCAAUUCAAUUUGCUGGUGUUCACCUUUAAAACCCUGUGUGCAUACCUUAAUUACCACCUCGCCUAGGAACCUACCCACCCAGUCCAGUCAUCUUUACAGGCUCUGCUUGGGGUGGCUCCACUAUCUGAAUGGCAACCUGAUGGGUCUUCGUGCUGGUGGCACCAAAACUAGAGGAUCUCCUCUGGAGGGAUAUUCCUCUGUCCCCUUCAGUCAUCUGCCAGAAGGGGAGGACUUUUCUGGUUUGCUUGGUGGUCCCUCGCUGAUUCUCAUAGGCCCUCCCAGUUUUUACGCCCUGUUUUAUUUUUAUUGUUAUUUAUUUAUACUUGUUUUAAUGUUUUUAUUGUUUGCUGACUUGGGGAUCCUAAGCUCGGUGGCUUUAAAAUGUUUUAAAUAAUGACAGGACACUGUAUUGGCACCACUGUCUGUGUGCUUCAAUGGUGCAUGUUAUUGAAAAGGCUGCAUUUCCCCACAACGUAAACUGAAGUGGCAAUGCAUUCUGCUUCUGGAUCUAUUUAUUUACUUACUUACUUCAUUUAUUCCCUGCCUUUCUCCCUGCUGGGGAUCUCAAGCCUUUCACCUUGUUUUUCUCCAUUAUUGAGAGCCAACAGGUGAUAAAGUGUGCCAUUCAAAACGGACAUGGUUGAGGCAUGGAUAAACCUGCCCCCUUUCAUCCUAAAAUACUAGAUUUAAAAGAAAAAAGUUAUAAAUUCAUAUCAAAUAUAUUAAAAUAUUAAAUUACA
Molecule: messenger RNA, 3351 nt
Organism: Eublepharis macularius
Lineage: Eukaryota; Metazoa; Chordata; Lepidosauria; Squamata; Eublepharidae
Gene: CDKN1B
Product: cyclin dependent kinase inhibitor 1B
Exons: 3
Coding region: 117-791 (224 amino acids)
Biological process (GO): regulation of cell cycle; G1/S transition of mitotic cell cycle; negative regulation of cell population proliferation
Cellular component (GO): nucleus; cytoplasm
Molecular function (GO): protein-folding chaperone binding; cyclin-dependent protein serine/threonine kinase inhibitor activity
Source: RefSeq, a predicted model, not a curated record